GCGGGGCCAGGACUGUUGACGUGUUUCUUGAUCUCAGAGUGCAGGGUCAGGGCAGCUCUAUCUGCCCCUGUGCUGGGGAGGCUACAGACAGCAGGGUAUGGGGUUUGUACCCAGCCUGCCUCUCUGGGGACACACACAGAACUGCCUGGGGCCGUGUAAAGUGUGGCACUAUUGUCCAGAUGGAGUCCUGCACAGUGUUACCCAUCGCUGUCUAAACUCACAGUAACUGCUCAGCGUCUCUCAGCACUGCAAUAAUUACUACAGACUGCUGCCUCCAUCACCAUCGUCCACACAGCAGACUAUUCCUCCAGCAAGGUGCAGUACUGCAGAGUGUCACUCCUUUACUUCAGUAUCUUGCAGACUUGCAGAGCAUUGCACGAUUUCCACAUUCUGAACCCCAUGGAACAUUCCUUCAACUUUCUUUAUAAUCUAGAACUACAGACUAUUGCACCUGAUUAUCACUAACCAGAGACCUUCCUCGUCAUCCCCAGAAGCCUCAUUAUUACUCAAAGACCUGCAGAGCUUUGCAUCUUUCUCAUCACCUCCUCGUGGCCUAGGAAGCAGUACACUUUUUUUCCCCCCAGCAACUGGUGUGCAGAUCAUUUAACGAAUUAUAGCAGCAGGAAGACUUGUGAUACAAACUCUGUUUUAGAUAUAGGUGUUUUAUGCACGCAUUAAAGAUGGAGGACAGCUUGUUGUUCAUUUAUAUUGUGGCAGCCUGUAGUUUUACUGGAUUUCAAAUCUUCUUCUCUGUGAUUAGCCCCCAAAUCUCAGCCAUGUUAUCCACAACCUACCCACAGCUCAGCAAUGCAAAGCAGUGUGAGUGGGAUUCCAGGUGUGUUUCCACAGUCCAUGCAUUCGUUGUGGGGUCAUUCUGUCUGUACAUCUUGGCCUUUGAUGAUGCUGUGAACUCUGAUCCGAUAUGGGGAGAUCCUUUCCAAGUGAAGUUGAAUGUUGCGAUCACAUGUGGAUACCUAAUUUAUGACUUGGUACUACUUGCUCGUUUCUGGAAAGUGAUGAGAGAUCCUUAUAUCGUUUGUCACCACAUGGCGGUGCUCUACGCAUACGGAUAUGUUCUGAAUCGGGGCGUUCUGCCAUAUUUUGCCAACUUUCGACUGAUUUCGGAGCUUUCCACACCAUUUGUGAACCAGAGGUGGUUCUUUGAUGCAGUAGGGAUGCCACGUUCCUCAUGGAUGGUCCUGUUAAAUGGCUUUGCCAUGGCUGCUGUCUUUUUCGUGGUCCGGAUCGCUGUAAUUCCCAGCUACUACUCUCAAGUCUUUGCUACGUUUGGCACAGAGGGUUACAUUAGACUAGGUAUUGGACCACAGGUGGCCUGGAUUGUGUCUUGCGUAAUACUGGACAUCCUCAAUGUAUUUUGGAUGUACAAGAUCGCCCGUGGUUUUUAUCGUGUUGUGAAAUCCAAGCCUGAAGGAAAGCCUAAGAGAAACCACGCCGACUGAGCUCAUGGAGAAACUUUCCUCAUCCUGGCCACAUCAGGUUGUUGUUGCGUGGCUGGACCACAUGGUUUCAAAGAGUUUUUACAUGGCGGAAGUAAAACUUUCAGGGAUUGGCCACUAUCAAUCUUCUGAGGCCUCGUGAAGAUAACAUGUAUCAUACCAGUGCUGCACUGAAUACACCAAUCAUUCUAUAUAGGCAAUCACUCACAGAGGUCUACUGGAGAUGUUACAAGAUGGACCUUGUCCGUCAAAUGCAAGCAGCACUCCUUAUACUUAUACUGUGACUCAAUUUCCGGUUUUAUUAAGUAGGAGGUAAAAUUAUAAACAUAGAUUGCAGCAGAGAUAAAGGUAAAGAAAUGGGAAGGGACCAACAAUGAUUGGAGUAGCCUUUAAAACUUCUCAUGUAAGCUAAUGUAGACUACAAGUCUCCUGAUGCUCCGUCAACCAUGAGCCAUGGGCUAUGUCCAAUGGCUAUAUGAAAGAGCCAUGCUGUAUGUGAAAGCCAUUUAUCAGAGAAUUAUGGUCUGCAACAGCUUGCAUGCUGGAGUAUAUCUAUAACUAAUGAAUGUCUACAGUAUGUGGAUUUUGGAAGUACCGUAGAUAAAGACAUAUACAACAAAAUGGUCAAAUGAAAAGGCAGGGUAAAGGGAAAUAUUGCCAUAAAGAGAGGUAGGAUAAAGGAGUAUAAUAAAUAAAUAUAACAAGUGCCUUUUGGUAAUUUCGGGCCUGUGGGUUCGAGGAACCCUGGUAAGUUAUUUUAUAUAAAUGAUGGCUUACUUUGGCACAGUAUAUAUUUUGGAAUCACAUUUCCCAUGAUGCACAGACCCCCCAUAAAAGUUGGCUAAGCAUUGUUGGAAAUGUAGUCCACAAACCUAAUCCUAUACACUGAUUUCCUAAUGUUAACACUUUCUCGUGAUUAAAUACAAAAUUUAUUUUUUAAAUAAAGCCCUUUAUCUUACGUA
Messenger RNA from Pelobates fuscus (common spadefoot toad), 2419 nucleotides. RefSeq names its product TLC domain-containing protein 4-like. Gene Ontology annotation, biological process: lipid homeostasis. Bases 666 to 1460 code for a protein of 264 amino acids. Lineage: Eukaryota; Metazoa; Chordata; Amphibia; Anura; Pelobatidae. The transcript is spliced from 7 exons. The record is from RefSeq and is a predicted model, not a curated record. Gene Ontology annotation, cellular component: membrane; endoplasmic reticulum.